UUAAUUUUGAUUCUCAAGCCUCCUCCUCCUCCUCCUCCAUAGUAGUUUCUCUGAUACGCUCAUCUUUCCUGGUCUGCAAGCAUGUUCUUCCUCUAGUUUCGGGAGUCGCUUCACCUCUCUGCUAUAUACCAGUAGAUCUCAUGGUUUCUUUUGUAAAUCUAAUUAUGGCACUGCAAUGGAUAUGUUCCCAUUUGGAGACACAAGUAAUUAAUGAGGUAGUGGUGCGGUCCGCUGCCUCGAGCAUGGAGGAAAUUUAUUGAAUGGGGACGCUCCAUGUUCGCAUUCUUCCCAUGGUUUGGCCUCACAACGCUGGGGUUGAAAACCUUCGAAUCACGUAGAGAUUUGCUGUAAAAAUGAUCAGAUCGACCGGUGCCGGUGUUGGAUUGCCAGGAUCUAAAUGUGGCGUGUGGGGUGCAGAUUUCUGCUUCUUGUCGAGUGGUUGGUGAUCUCUCGUGACGAGACUUUCCUGCUUUGAGCUUCAAUCCAAUGUCGAAAUCCAGAGGAACGGAGUUGCCGCAGAGGCGGCCGCAGCGUGUGCCGCUCCACCAGAAGACCAACUCUGAGGUCAACAGCCUCCACCGCACAGCGGUGCCCGCAGUCGAUCGCCGUGUGAAACCGGAGAAACGGCAGUCCCCUCGUUCUACCUUGCACGAGAUCCAGAGGAAGAGCGGCCCCAGGGUCGCCGAUCUGGAGACCAAGCUCGGCAGAGCGCUGGUGGAGCUCGAUAGGCUAAGGGACCGACUGGCCUUCGCGGAAGCCGCGAAGCUCGACGCGGAACGAGCUCUCGAGAUGUCCAAGGAGCAAGUGCCCGCCGCCAGCGCAGUAGUGAAAGCAGUUGAAGAAGAGAAGCUUCUGCUUUCUCAGGACUCCGAUGAGAUAUCCGAAGUCACUCAGGAGGCGAAGACCGAAGAGGAGAGCAUCAAUUCACCGAACACCAACGACGUCUUCCAAGUAGUAGCACCGACCGAGCCCAUUAACCAAGAGAAAGACGAUGUCAGCAAGCCUGAAGAAGACGAGACAGAAACGGCGAAAGAAGAGGAGAAGACAGAGGAAGAACAGUGUAAGAGGGUGGAAAUUCCGGACUCGACUGAGAUGGUCGAACUCAAGACCAAGCUACUGGAGAAAACGACAGAGGUGGGGAUUCUGCUAGAAGAGAACGUGCUCUUCAAGAGGAGAGCAGCGGAGGAGACCGCGAAAGCGACCGCCGCAGCACGUGCCAAGGAAGACGAGCUCAUGACGAAGCUGCGAUCAGCGGAAGAGGAGCUGAAACAGAGCAAGGCGAAGGAGAAGCUGCUAACUGAGCAGCUGCAGGCGGCAGAAGGGGCGAAGUCGGUGCUAGAGGCGGAAAUGAAUCUGCUGAGGGUGCAGACGGAACAGUGGCGGAAGGCCGCCGAGGCGGCCGCCGCGGCACUGGUCCCCGGCGACGUCGGGGACGAAGAAUGGGGUCCAGCGCUGAUGGCCGGGGAUGGCAUGGGGGAGGAGGGGGUGGUGGCCGGAAGGAGGAGGAAGAAGGGGGCGGCCGGAGUUCGCAUGUUCGGUGAGCUUUGGAAGAAGAAAAGCCUGCAUAAGUAGAGAUCGUGCGCUCUUUGUAUCCGUAUCUCCUUGUUUCGAUGUAUCGAACAUGAAGCCGUAGGGAAGACGUAAUUGGUUUGGACUAAGCUUUUGAACCUGAUGUCGGAUCAUAUUCGAAUCCGGAUUCAUAUUUUCGGAUCUUUCCAAAUCCGAUAAGAAUCCAAAAACUUGCAAGUCAAACCUUGUUUAAGUAAAUGCUACUCAUACAUCGGUAUCUUAAAAGUAUGCAGAUCAUGCAAACACUUGAAAGAAUCUUGCAAGAUCAACAAGGUGAUAUGAAAAACACGUAGCUUCCAUA
Musa acuminata subsp. malaccensis (wild Malaysian banana) is the source of this 1870-nucleotide messenger RNA. The record is from RefSeq and is a predicted model, not a curated record. Lineage: Eukaryota; Viridiplantae; Streptophyta; Magnoliopsida; Zingiberales; Musaceae.